Charadrius vociferus (killdeer) is the source of this 1572-nucleotide messenger RNA. RefSeq names its product pyruvate dehydrogenase kinase, isozyme 4 (gene PDK4). Gene Ontology annotation, biological process: regulation of glucose metabolic process; protein phosphorylation. Gene Ontology annotation, molecular function: pyruvate dehydrogenase (acetyl-transferring) kinase activity. Gene Ontology annotation, cellular component: mitochondrion. The record is from RefSeq and is a predicted model, not a curated record. NCBI's taxonomy places the organism in Eukaryota, Metazoa, Chordata, Aves, Charadriiformes, Charadriidae.
AUGGCGAUUUGGGACCGGUGCGUCAUCAAAGCAGCUGUCUGCCGAUAUUUGCUCACCACUAAUCCAGGUCACAGUGAUGACCUACAUGUCAAGCACCCUGAAACCCUGUGGCUGGGAUCUAAUUUUGCUCCCUUUGCACCUCCACCGACCCUCCGCGCCCACCCUGGCCUGUUAGCGCUUCCACCGCCGGGUCCCUGCGCUUCAUGCAAAGGGAUCGCUUCCCCUCCGGUUAAUGCCCAAAACACCAUGGCACCCCUCGGGGUUGGCAACUCUACAGCUGCCACCCACCACCGCCCGGGCCAGACCCGCUCCCCACAGCCCUGGGCAACCCGCCCGGUUGCUUCUAGAAGACCGAAUCCCCCCACCCCGAGCGGCGGGAGGAGCGCGGUGCCCGUAGAUCCUGGCAAGGCCGCCCCGCCGCUGACAUUGCCCGGCCCCUGCCCGUUUGGAUUAUUCAUAGGCUCAACUAAUGGAUGCGAGAGAACUUCUUUUGCGUUUUUGCGACAAGAACUUCCUGUGAGGUUUGCAAACAUUCUGAAAGAAAUCGAUCUUCUUCCUGAUAAAUUGCUAGGAACUCCAUCAGUACAAUUAGUAAAAAGCUGGUACAUCCAAAGCCUAAUGGAGCUUGUUGAGUUCCAUCAGAAAAGCCCAGAAGACCAAAAAGUCUUAUCUGACUUUAUAGAUACAUUAAUUAGAGUCCGAAACAGACAUCACGAUGUAGUUCCUACAAUGGCACAAGGAGUAAUUGAAUACAAAGACACUUUUAAAGUAGAUCCUGUCACCAAUCAAAACAUUCAGUACUUUUUGGACCGUUUUUACAUGAGCCGUAUUUCAACCCGGAUGCUAAUGAACCAACACACCCUUCUUUUUGAUGAUAAAUCCGGCUCAGGGCACCCAAGGCACAUUGGAAGUAUUGAUCCUUGCUGUGAUGUUGUUGAAGUAGUGAAUGAUGCUUUUGAAAGUUCUAAGAUGUUGUGUGACCAGUAUUACUUAACAUCUCCAGAACUGAAACUUACUCAAGUGAACGGAAAACUUCCAGGAGAGCCAAUCAACAUUGUAUAUGUUCCAUCUCACCUUUUUCACAUGCUUUUUGAGCUCUUUAAGAAUUCAAUGAGGGCAACUGUUGAAUUCCAAGAAAACAGUCCUUCCCUUUCUCCAAUUGAAGUGACAGUUGUUCUAGGAAAAGAAGACCUGGCAAUUAAGAUCUCAGACAGAGGAGGUGGCGUUCCAGUCAGGAAGAUUGAGCAGCUGUUCAGCUACAUGUAUUCCACAGCACCAAGGCCGAGGAUGGAUGAUGGUCGAAAUACCCCUCUUGCUGGCUUUGGGUAUGGCUUGCCAAUUUCUCGUCUGUAUGCUAAAUACUUUCAAGGAGAUCUAAACCUCUACUCCAUAUGUGGUUAUGGAACAGAUGCUAUUAUCUACUUGAAGGCUUUAUCGACAGAAUCAGUAGAGAAACUCCCAGUUUUUAACAAAUCGGCUUCCAAGCAUUACCAGGCUACCUCAGAGGCGGAUGACUGGUGUGUCCCAAGUAAAGGCCCAAAGAAUGUAUCGCAGCAGAGUGCAGCUGUCUGA